This is a messenger RNA of Cucurbitaria berberidis CBS 394.84, 1859 nucleotides long. RefSeq names its product cytochrome P450. Gene Ontology annotation, molecular function: oxidoreductase activity, acting on paired donors, with incorporation or reduction of molecular oxygen; iron ion binding; steroid hydroxylase activity. Bases 134 to 1789 code for a protein of 551 amino acids. Lineage: Eukaryota; Fungi; Ascomycota; Dothideomycetes; Pleosporales; Cucurbitariaceae. The transcript has 3 exons. The record is from RefSeq and is a predicted model, not a curated record.
GUCUGUGUCGGGCUACUGCUGACACGCCAGCUGCACAGACGGGAGCGAGGGAACAGGGCACGCAAAUUCGCGUUAUUUUAAUUCACCUGCCCCCUGUAACUGUUUGAGUGUUUGAAGACCGUCAACCACCACCAUGGAUACCAGUAACGCCACCAAUUCAAUCGACGAUAGACCUCGUUUAUUCGCUGCACUACAGCACAAUCCGUACAUCCAAGCUAUUGUCACCGUCUUCGUCGCUUGUCUAUGCACCCGGAUACUAUCAUCGCAAUGGUUCGAGGCAGCUAAAUAUAGCAAUAGACGUGGUAUCGAACCGCCUACGCUUCCGUAUUGGAUUCCAGGACUGAAGCAUGCUUUUUCCAUGGGUUAUGACUCGAAGAGAUUCCUGGCCAAAUGUCUGAACAAAUUCGGGGAUGGAACACCGUUUUUCGUCGAUGCAGCAGGACAGAGACUCCUCCUCAUCUUAGAUCCCGAGCACAUCAAGGGAGUGCUACGCUCGUCUAAAGAACUCGACCCCAAUCCCUUCAUCCAUGACAAGAUACUGAGCGCCCUCAUGGGAAGUCCCCAAGAAGCCAUUGACCACUACAAAUCGGACGGAGGGAAUACGGACUAUAUCCAGACAACCCACAUUCGACAGCACACUACUGGAUCCAACCUCAACGCCCUGGGUAAGAGACUAUUCGAUACUCUGAGCCGCAGUGUCGAGCAAGCUUUACUACCGCAAGCCGACUCGGAAUGGACAGAGAUUCCCGACCUGUACGCUUUCUUUCAGCACCACGUCACAUUGGCUAUCGCCGAGACACUCUUGGGUUCCGCGAUCGUCCAAAGUUAUCCUGAGAUCAUCUCGGAUCUUUGGACACACAUCGAGCACACCGAUCAAUUCUUCAUGGGCUUGCCACGCUUCGUGAUACCGAAAGCUUACGCUGCCCGUGACCGAUUGCUGGAAAACAUUCGCAACUGGAGCAAGAAGGUCGAAUCUCUGCGCCAACAGAAUGCACUAGGUACCCACUGGGAUGCCGUGGCCGGAUCUCAGCUAUUACAAGAGCGCGAAACGCUGUACGGUGAGCUGCCUGGACAUGACGUACAUGGAAGGGCAGCUCAGACUCUGGGAUUACUGUACGGCGGGACCAGUUUAACUGUUCCAAUAUCAUUCUGGUACUUCUUCGAGACUGCUAGGGAUCGUGACUUACAGCAUCGCGUGCUCGACGAGUUGAAAACGCACGCUGUUCCUGAGUCGUCCUCGUAUAACCUCAUGAAACUCGCAGCGUGCCCGCUUCUUCGCUCCAUGCAUGCCGAGACAACACGAUACUACAGUUCCAAUCUAACGAUCCGCGAAGUUAUCGUUCCCCAGUACGCGCUAGGCGCAAAAUAUGUUCUUGGGAAGGGUACCACAGUCUUCAUCCCAAACAAAUAUGCCGCACAAUACACUUCAGCAUGGGCGCAGGUAAGGCCGCAAGCAAUCACCAAGCCUCUCGAUACGUUCUGGCCCGAGAGGUACAUUGUUGCGGAGAAAGGGAAGCCCGAGCGAUUCAGCGAUGUUGGGUUGGCUGGUAACUGGACCUCGUUCGGCGGCGGCGAGCACAAGUGUCCUGGGCGUCACUUUGCGAGGAACAUCGGCAUUGUAACACUAGCAGUAUUAUUAGGAGUAUUCGAGUGCGAGGUGCUUGAUUUGAAAGGCGCGCACAAGACAGACCCCCGCUUGAAAGAGUAUGCGUUUGGUACCAUGAAGCCGACAGGCAAGGUAGCCGCAAGAAUCUGCAGACGGCCAAACAGAAAUAGCAUACCAAAAUGAUGCACGGGAGAUUUCGUGAGGAACAGUAUUCAAAGCCUGGAACCCUAAACAACCUGUAAAAUAGACCUAA